AUGCAGGCGGACGCCACCGACAUGGAGACGCAAGUGCCCGGCGCAGCUUCCUCGUCGCUGACCCAAUUCGACAACAGGGAGAGCGCGGAGAUCGACUCCUUCAUGGGGGAGCUCAACUUCUGCCUCGGGCCGAGCGACAGCGUGCUGUCGGGACCGUCUCUGCUGAAGGACCUCAACACCGCCACCAACAAGAUCGUCAAGAAUCUGCUCAUCCUCAACAGCCCAGAGGACAGCGAGCCAGCGAUGCGUGACGCUCUGAAGAUAGAGGCCGACUUCGAUGCGCAGCACUCGGAGUCGCCGCAAUACCCGGCGGCCAAGGCGUACCUCUCGUGCGUGCGGCAGCUGGCGAUCGAGGGGUGCCCCGCCGUAGAGACGCUGGACGCGCUUUCUGAGGUCUACAAGCCCGCCUUCCGCAGGGUCGCGGGGGCCCUCUCGGACUUCGGGUGCACCAUCACCCCCGGCGACGAUAGCGCCGGGAGGAUAAGACCCGUGGACAAAGACAUCUGUCUGUCGAUCCUCGACUACGCCGUCCCCGCGCGGGAGCAGGAGGGGACCACGCCGACGAGGGCGCUCAACACGCUGGUCAACCGCGUGGUGCGCACGGUGUGCGUGGGCUCAGACGAAGAUCUGCAGGCGCUUGCCCGGGAGAUGGAAUCCAAGCACAACAAGUUCAUGACCAAGUGCUUCGGGAAGGGCUCCUGGCAGGGCACCCAGGAGGACAUGUUCUACCACGCCCUCGUCAACCUGGUGAAGAACGGGCUCACCGACGAGGGGGUCCCGGCGCUGAGCGGCGCGUACCUCAACUCGUACCAGAGGCUCAUGGGCAUCCUGGUGCAGGAGGUGGGCACCCGGAGCACCCCGGCCAGCGAGAUGGUGCUCAAGAGCUUCUUGGCGUGGGAGAGGGAGAUCCGGAAGGAGCUCACGGAGCCGGCGUGGAAGUCGAGACCUUCGGACCUUGUGGGGUCGUGGGCGUUGAACACGUCCGGGUGGGACGGGCUCACCGACCUCCCGGUCGACAGUUCGGCGGCGGGCGGCGGCACCACCGACGGGAUGGUAGACCUGGGCCUCAGCGACCUGGUGGUGUCGUUCCGCAAGGACGGCACGGUCCAGAUCCCGGUGGAAAAGGGGGUGGGGCUGCAGUGGCGGGUGGAGCCCGGCCCGACGCACCUCGACACGAUCUACUUCGAGAUGAUCCCGGCGGCACCGAAGGUGAAGGCGUCGUCCAAGGCGGGGGCGGGGGGGGCCACGACGCUGUCCUACACGGGGUACGUGGACCGGGGGGCUAGGAUCGAGGCCAGGUUCUCGAAGCGGUUCCUCAAGAUGACGGGCCGAAUGACCUCGGUGGAGCGGGGGCAGGAACGGCCGUCGACUCGCUUCGCGAUGCGGCUCGUGGCGAGGGGGGAGGGGAUCGGACUCUUGGAGUGAUCGAUCGCGCGUUAUAUCUUGGUGGCUUUUUUGACGAGUCCAUUUUUUUUUUUUUUUGUGGCGUUUGAGAGCGCCCUUUUCUUGCGGCCGGCGUUUUUGCCGUUGUGGCAAUGCAAGACAUCGCAAAAGUCGUUGUAGUCGUCUCUCCUGUUUGGCCCAUCGACCACCACACAACACUGGUGCUUUUUUUUGUGAAGUAUAGGUUUGUUUGGUUUGAAUCAUAGGAUAAAAUUUAAAGUUUUUGGGUGGGUGGAUUAUAGAGCAUCUGGCGUUACUGCGAACAGCCCCCCGCAGCACACCCCCACCUCUCGCAGGCGCGCCGGUAGUUGUACAUCGGACACUUUUUUUUUCAACUUGACCAGUGCCGUUCACAACUUGUUCCCUUUUUUCAAGGUGGUCAGCAGUGAAUAACUUGGUAUCCUAGCGCGCCUAGGCGAGUUGUUGUCUCGGUAUUAGGAGAGGUGGGGUGCGGUUUUCGACUCCGUUUCGGAAGCUGGGUCACCUAGCUAGUUAGAGAGGCGUUUUUCUGGUUGGUGGUAGGGACGACACGACAUCGGUAAAGCAGCGGCGUCCAAGGUGAGAGCUGUGCGGAAACACAGCCGGCGAUGGGAGGGCAUACCACAACUAAAGGAAACCAUCUACAGCAGUCCGGCAGGUUGAUUUACUACACAACACCCGCCAUCGUAGACGCAAGAAAGCGCCCAUGUUGGUCGCAGUAGCGCUGAGAAGACGUGGAUUUUUCUGAGUGGAACAACAUUUUAGACUCACGCGGCCACCCCCCAAGCACAAACACUAGGUAUACAUCUAAGGCCAUGAUGACCCCCUGUGCCUGGCGCCCAAUCUGGUAGUCGAGUGCGCGUAUUUGAUCGCCUGUUUGGGCGUGUUAUACGCCUCGCGAUUCGCCCCUGCCUCCCUCAAGCCAGCCCCCGUCGUGCGGCGUACCGUCUACCGAGUGCCCCCUGCAACCCAACUCUUAAGGUGAGGUACGGAUUUCGCUCAGCGCUCCCUUCCAGACUCACAGAACAACCUCCGUGCUUCGCUGUGUCCGAUGACUCCUGCCUGUGUCCGCGUUGGCGGGCAGACUG
Ectocarpus siliculosus is the source of this 2510-nucleotide messenger RNA. Lineage: Eukaryota; Phaeophyceae; Ectocarpales; Ectocarpaceae. The record is from the annotation of a GenBank genome assembly.